Molecule: messenger RNA, 1529 nt
Organism: Parus major (Great Tit)
Lineage: Eukaryota; Metazoa; Chordata; Aves; Passeriformes; Paridae
Gene: REN
Product: renin
Exons: 8
Coding region: 195-1298 (367 amino acids)
Biological process (GO): angiotensin maturation
Molecular function (GO): aspartic-type endopeptidase activity
Source: RefSeq, a predicted model, not a curated record
GCAUUCCCAACCCUCUCAGGGUUAUCCAUGGCAUUCCCAACCUUCCCGGUGUUAUCCAUGGCAUUCCCAGCCCUGCCCCUGCCAGGGGAGGAGAAUCCAGCCCGGAUGGAGGAUCCCGGGCUAUAAAAGCUUCCUCCCCGCCGGGCCGGGCCGGGCCGGAGCUGCCGGCACGGGCGGUGACAGCGGGGGACGCGAUGGCGGCGGGAGCCAGCCGGAGGCUGCAGCGGUCCCUGCUGCUCCUGGCCCUCACCUGGGGCGCCACUUUUGUCCCCUGGCCAGCCCAGGCUUUGCAGAGGAUCGCCCUGCGGAGGAUGCCCUCCAUCCGCCAGACGCUGCAGGAGAUGGGGGUGAAGGUGCGGGAGGUGUUCCCGGAGCUGCGCCGGGGCACACGCGGAGGAGGGGACGGUCCCCGCAACGGGACAGCCCCCACCCUCCUCACCAACUACCUGGAUACCCAAUAUUUCGGCGAGAUCAGCAUCGGGACCCCCGCGCAGACCUUCAAGGUGGUCUUUGACACGGGCUCGGCCAACCUCUGGGUGCCAUCCUACAAGUGCUCCCCCCUCUACAGCGCCUGUGUGUCGCACAGCCGCUACGACUCCUCCAAGUCGCGCACCUACAUCGCCAACGGCACCGGCUUCGCCAUCCGCUACGGCACCGGCAGCGUCAAAGGCGUCCUCAGCCAGGACAUCGUCACGGGAAAGGGGAAUCGCUCGGUCUGGCUGGGAAUUUUGGGAAAGAGGAAUCGCUCCCGCUGUGUUUGGCACGCCAGGAAUUCUCCCCUGAAACCCGGAGGGGAAAUCAUCCUGGGAGGCAGCGACCCCGCCUAUUACACCGGCGACUUCCACUACCUGAACGUCAGCAGGAGCGGCUUCUGGCAGAUCAGCAUGAAGGGGGUGUCCGUAGGAGCCGAGAUCCUGUUCUGCAGGGAAGGCUGCUCGGUGGCCGUGGACACGGGGGCCUCCUACAUCACCGGCCCCGCCGGCCCCGUGUCCGUGCUCAUGAAAGCCAUCGGGGCCACCGAGGUGGCCGAGGGAGAGUACGUGGUGGACUGCGAGCAGGUGCCUCAGCUGCCCAACAUCUCCUUCCACCUGGGAGGGAAGGUUUACGGCCUCAGCGGCCCAGCCUACGUCCUGCGGCAAUCCCAGUACGGGGAGGACGUGUGCGUGGUGGCUUUCUCCGGGCUGGACAUUCCCCCUCCGGCCGGUCCCCUCUGGAUCCUGGGCGCCACCUUCAUCGGUCACUACUACACCAAAUUCGACCGGCGCCACAACCGCAUCGGCUUCGCCAGCGCCCGCUGAGGGCCCGGGGGGACCGGGGGGGACCCGGGGGGGAUCCGGGGGUGGAGAACCAGCCCCGAGGAGCUGCCGGAGCCCCGGGAAGCAGCGAGAGAACAGCAACUCUCUCCCAGCUCUGCCACCUCCUCUCUGUCACUGCAGCGGCUCCCAAACCUCGCCCGCUCCCACUCCCAAACCCCCGCGCUGCUUCCCGGGAGCUUCUCCUGCUGCCGAGAGCUGAGCCUGGAGCGGGGC